Messenger RNA from Fraxinus pennsylvanica, 624 nucleotides. The record is from the annotation of a GenBank genome assembly. NCBI's taxonomy places the organism in Eukaryota, Viridiplantae, Streptophyta, Magnoliopsida, Lamiales, Oleaceae.
AUGAGCUGGCUCUACAGGUUCAGAUUUGGUGUGCGCAACUCCACUGACUCCCCCGUGGAUUCCUCUUCCGAUUCUUCUAUAGCGCAGGGACCUGACGAUGAUGUACCCGCUCCGGGUCAGCAGUUCGCGCAAUUCGCGGCCGGUUGCUUCUGGGGAGUUGAAUUGGCCUUCCAGAGAGUGCCUGGUGUUACAAAGACUGAAGUAGGAUACUCCCAGGGGUCCUUGCACAAUCCCACGUACCAGGAUGUUUGUUCUGGUACCACGAACCAUUCGGAGGUGGUUCGUGUCCAGUAUGACCCUGAGGAGUGUAGUUAUGAGGCUCUGCUUGAUGUUUUCUGGGCGAGACAUGAUCCUACAACUCCUAAUCGCCAGGGGAAUGAUGUCGGAACCCAAUAUAGAUCCGGAAUUUACUACUACACACCUGAACAAGAAAAGGCAGCACUGGAGUCUAUGGAUAAACAGCAAGAGCUUUCGAAUAGGAAGGUCGUAACUGAAAUUCUCCCUGCCAAGAAAUUUUACAGGGCCGAAGAGUAUCAUCAGCAAUAUCUUGAAAAGGGGGGACGAUUUGGUUUCAAACAAUCGGCAGACAAAGGUUGCAACGACUCUAUUCGGUGCUAUGGCUAA